Molecule: messenger RNA, 5520 nt
Organism: Tachysurus vachellii
Lineage: Eukaryota; Metazoa; Chordata; Actinopteri; Siluriformes; Bagridae
Gene: per2
Product: period circadian clock 2
Exons: 25
Coding region: 231-4442 (1403 amino acids)
Biological process (GO): entrainment of circadian clock by photoperiod; negative regulation of transcription by RNA polymerase II; circadian regulation of gene expression
Cellular component (GO): nucleus; cytoplasm
Molecular function (GO): transcription corepressor binding; transcription cis-regulatory region binding
Source: RefSeq, a predicted model, not a curated record
AGAGACUUGGCUUGGCGGUGUUUGAAUUGAGGUCAUCGCUCGCGCUAGAGAUUCAGGGCAACAGUGUGAAGAAAGACUGAACCUAUACGAGUGCAGUGUGUCAGAGUGCAGAGCUCAGUGACAGCAACGUGAAGAAAAAGUUCACUAAAAAGGUUACCCAGGCCUAAUUUAAUUCCAUUGGGUCAUAAUACCAUUGAGACAAUGGGGUAAUAUUUUUAAUCACAGCACAAAUGCAGAAGCCUGCCUCCAUGUCUGAAGACGCAAUCUCAAAAAAGUAUCUAUUUUCCUCUCUGGAGAGCCAGGACGAGGCCUCUGGCUGCAGUUCAAUGGCAACGCUUCAUCGAAUUAGCAGUUUUGCAGAGACAGGAGAUCUUGGACUGGCCUCAGAGGGCAGUGACAGCAGCAGUCAGGACCCUUCUGCCUCACCCCAUAGUGACGAUAAGAUGCCACACUCCAUGCAUGAGGAUGUGGAGAUGAAGAGCAGUGGUUCCAGUGGAAGUGGCACUGAAUCGCAAGGAAAUGAGUCACAUGGCAACGAGUCACACGGAAACUCAUCAAACGGGAACGAAUCAACCGGAAGUUCCAAUGGGAAUAGCAAGGAUUCAGCACUUUUGGAAUCAUCAGGGAGCAACAAGAGCUCCAACUCUCACAGUCCUUCACCUCCCAGCAGCUCCAAUGCCUUCAGUCUUCUGAGUGCAAGUUCUGAACAGGACAACCCUUCCACUAGUGGAUGCAGUAGUGAAGAGUCUGCCAAGGCAAAAACACAGAAGGAGCUGAUAAAAACUCUAAAAGAGCUGAAGCUUCAUUUGCCAGCAGAUAAAAGGAACAAGGGCAGCAAGUCCACCACUCUGAACACCCUUAAGUAUGCUCUUCGCUGUGUCAAACAGGUUGAAGCUAAUGAAGAGUACUACCAGUUGCUUAUGAUCAAUGACAGCCAGCCAUCUGGCCUGGAUGUAUCCUCAUAUACGAUAGAAGAGAUUGACAGCAUCACGUCAGAAUACACGCUGAAAAAUACAGACAUCUUUGCAGUGGCAGUAUCUCUGAUCACGGGAAAGAUUGUAUACAUCUCAGAUCAGGCAGCAUCCAUUCUCAACUGUAAGCGACACGUGUUCAAGAAUGCCAAGUUUGUGGAGUUUUUAACACCGCAGGACGUCAGCGUGUUCUACAGCUUCACCACACCAUACAGGCUGCCAUCUUGGAGCAUGUGUACAGGAGCUGAAUCUUCACCUUCUGACUGCAUGCAGGAAAAGUCAUUCUUCUGCCGCAUCAGUGGAGGUAAAGAGAGUGAAGGAGACCUGCAGUACUACCCAUUCCGUAUGACUCCUUACCUAAUGAAGGUGCAGGAUACAGCGCACACUGAAGACCAGUUCUGCUGCCUUCUGCUGGCUGAAAGAGUGCAUUCUGGCUAUGAAGGUCACUAUUCAGUUUUUCAAACACUCAACAAACAUCCAGGUCUCAAUAAUUACGCAGUUGAUCAUGGACACCAACCACAUUACGCUCCAAGGAUCCCUACGGAUAAACGCAUCUUCACCACUACACACACACCAAGCUGUCUGUUUCAGGAUGUCGAUGAAAGAGCUGUCCCAUUGCUUGGAUAUCUACCACAAGACCUGAUUGGGACAUCAGUACUUCUACACCUGCACCCGAAUGAUAGGCCACUGAUGCUCAGCAUUCACAGGAAGAUCUUGCAGUACGCUGGUCAGCCAUUUGACCACUCCUCCAUCCGGUUUUGUGCUCGAAAUGGAGAGUACAUCACCAUAGACACCAGCUGGUCCAGCUUCGUCAACCCCUGGAGCCGUAAAGUGUCCUUUGUCAUCGCACGACACAAAGUCCGAAUGGGUCCAGUAAAUGAGGAUGUGUUUGCUGCUCCAGUUACAGCUGAGGGGAAGGCAAUGGACUCGGAUAUCCUGGAUAUCACCGAACAGAUUCACCGACUCCUGGUUCAGCCAGUACAUAAUAAUGGCUCAAGCAGCUAUGGAAACCUGGGCAGUACCGAUCAUUUGGUGAGUGUGGCCUCAUCCACUGACAGCAAUGGUAAUGGAGCCCACCCACGUGCAGACGAUGAAGAGGGUCAAGCCAAACCUAGAACAUUUCAUGAGAUCUGUAAAGGCGUUCAUAUGCAGAAGAAUCAGGGACAGCAAUUUAAAAAGAGUCCAGGCACAGGACUGCCCCAGAAGAGUCCGGUAGUUCGGCCCAAAGACUCAGCAUACCCAGUAAACUGGAAAGAGGGUGAGGAGGAGCAGCAGGCCACCUUACAGGAAGAACUCGCAUUAAAAGACCAGACUGUCUACUCAUACCAGCAGAUCAGCUGCCUAGACAGUGUAAUUAGGUAUUUAGAGAGCUGCAAUGUGCCUAUUACAGUGAAACGUAAAUGCCAGUCUUCUUCCAACACCACUUCCUCUAACUCAGACGAGGACAAACAGAAGGCAUCUGAAAGCUCUCUGCAGGUGGCUGAAGCACCUGGACACUUGAAGUCCCAAGCUGGUCUUUCACCUUUGAAUGUGUCAAAGAAGUCGAGCAGCUCAGGCGUGGUGGGCACUUCGCUCACUCCCCUGGCACUGCCAAGCAAAGCUGAGAGUGUGGUGUCCAUAACCAGCCAGUGCAGCUACAGUAGCACCAUCGUACAUGUUGGGGACAAAAAAACCCAUCCAGAGUCAGAAAUCAUUGAGGAUGGCCCCAGUGCUGGAGAUGCAGUAGAAGGCCCCACUCCAGCCAUUCCUUCUGCCACAGUUUCACCUCCCAGCCAGGAAAGAGAAGCGUAUAAGAAACUAGGCCUGACCAAGCAUGUGCUGGCAGCACAUACACAGAAAGAAGAGCAAGUCUUUCUGAACCGCUUCAAGGAGCGUUCAAGGGGUGUUCAAACUUUCAAAACAGACUACCUGGAGAAGCAGAAAGGACAGGCCACAUUCAAUGCAGGACCUUCCCGUGUUAAUAAGCAGGGGGGAAGAGCAGAACCUGCCACUGGCCGUGGAGGGCGCAACAGAAAAUCCAAAACCAAGCGCAUCAAACAGAACGAAUCAUCCGACAGUACCAUCUCACAUAGGAGGCAGCUGUUCAGACAAGAACUGCAAGGACUGAACCAGACUUCAUGGUCUCCUUCAGACACCUCACAGUCUGCUUUUCCCAUCGCAUACCCAGCUGUUGUGCCUUCAUACCCCCAUCAGGUGUACCCAGGAACCAAUUCCAUUCCACCCAGGGUUGAUGCCCCUCUUUCAGGAUUUGGAAACAGCCAGUGUACUCAGAAUCCACGGUUUCCCAUGCAACCCAUGCAACCCAUGCAGCCUCAAUUCCCUGCCCCACUUGUCACACCCAUGGUGGCACUUGUGCUGCCCAACUAUAUGUUCCCACAACUAGGAAGUGCCCCUCGGCAGCCCUUCUACCCUGAGCAGGCUUUGUUCCCACCAACUCAGGUUCCAUUCCAACCACAGACAACGUUUCCUCUACAGACUCCGUUUGCCCCGCAAAACCCUUUUCCAGCUCAGCCAUUUCCUUUCACACCACUGGACAAGCAACCCAAACCUGCAGAACCAGAAACAAGGGAAGAACCUUCACGAAGCUCCACCCCUGAGUCACUCGGUGGUCGGGACCAAUCAUCUCCACCCUUGUUCCAGUCACGGUGCAGUUCACCUCUGCAACUCAACCUUUUGCAGCUGGAGGAAAGUCAGCGUGUCAAUGAAAAACAGGAAGCCACAGCCACCUCUGCUGGUACUCAGGGGAGCACUGCAGUGGAGAAAGGAGCAAACACUGGCACACAGCCCAAGACAGACAAAGAUCCAGAACUUGCAGACGACCUACACCACUGUGAUGCUUUCUCUUCAUCCAGUGAUCUGUUGGACAUCCUCAUGCUGGAGGACUCUCGCUCUGGAACAGGGUCAGCCACAUCCGGUUCAAUGGGUUCUACUUUCAAUGGCUGUGGCACAUCAGCUUGUGGAAGUGGUGGAUCUGCAAGUGGAACUGGGAGCAGUCACACCAGCAAUAACAGCAGUAACUACUUUGGCAGUGUGGACUCGUCACAGAAGUCCCAUAAGGCCAAGAGACCAGGAGGUGGCGUUUCAGGAUCGUUGGAGAUAGAGGACAGUGAGAGUUUGAUCAAAUAUGUCCUGCAGGAUCCUCUGUGGCUUCUUGCUGCCAAUGUGGACAAGGCUGCAAUGAUGACAUACCAGUUGCCCUCUCGUGAUAUCCAGCAAGUGUUGCAGGAUGACCGGGAAAAACUGAAGCAGAUGCAGAAGAGUCAGCCACGGUUUUCUGAGGAGCAGAAGAGAGAGCUGGCUGAGGUUCAUCCCUGGGUAAGAGGAGGAGGUCUACCCAAAGCCAUUAACAUUGAGGCCUGUAUUGGGUGUAAAGGAGUCACAGAGACGCUGGUUGAGGAGGAGCUCCCAGACCUCCACAUGGGAGAAUCUGAAGUCAGUGAUGUCACAGCCCCCGCACAUGACCAGACGUAAUGAAGAGCUUGUACACACACAGUGCUGAUCUGAACAGGAAGCUUGUGUUAUUUUUUUUAUUCCUUUCAUAUUUCAUAUAUGCUUGUAUGUUUAGAUGUAAGGAACUUUAGAUUUUUUUGAUUGAAGAGCAUCACUUUUGAGUUCUCUGAGGGGUGUGUGUGCGUGCAUGUGUGUGCUUGUGCAUGCGUGCGUGCGUGUGUGUGUGUGUGUGUGUGUGUAUGUGUGUGUGUAAAUGUCUGUUAGUGAAAUUCCUAGAUUUUUCAGGUUGUUAUAAGACAAUGUCCUUGUGACUGAAAAAUAUUUGUUGAACUGUAUCUAUAUUUAUCUGUAUUUCUUAAAUUUAUAUUUAUUUAAAUCUUGAAAACUACCAAUUCAUAGUCAUAUUUUGUGUUUUAUUCAUUUUAACCUACAAAUGUCCAUGAAUACCUCAACAACUUGUAUUUGUAAAGACGGUCAAGAAGCAUUUCUGCUGGAAAAGGAAAAAAAUCUUAGUUUCAUUUCAACGAUUAUUAGUAAAUGUGUAUCUUGUUAUCAGCUACGACACUAAUCGGGAAAAUCAGAGGAGAAAACACAACUUGGCAGCUAAAUACUGAAGCUUAAGCUUUAUGCCUCAUUAAACCCUGAACACAAGAAUCUCCAUGAAAAUAGUUUAGUAUAUUUUUCUAUAAGUUACUGUAUAUGACUGUCCGUUGAAGAAGAUUAUAGAGGAACCUGUUUUCAGAGAGUUGUGGUACAGAUCAAAAAGGCUUCAUUCUUUUCCCCAGGAUAGAAGCUAAUAUAUAGGUUUUGAAAUAAAAAUCUAGCUGAAAAUAUAUUGAAUAUAUUUUUCCUCCCUUAUUACCACAGCACUUUUAACACAAAGUCUAUAUUUUUAUUUGGGUGGGGUGGUGCGGGGGGAUUGUGGGUCAACUGGUGAGUUUGCUAACAAUAGUUAUUGAUUGAUUUUUUUUCUUUUAAGCCACACUUAAACUUAAGACAGUUCACUGUUGGCUAAAGCAAAUGUCUUUUACCGUAUGUGUCAAGUGUUCUAAAGGAAUUGAUGGUUUUAAAGAAUAAAAUGUUAUUUUUAAGAGAAAAA